AUGAUAUUUAAUAAUUUAAUUUAUAGAGAAAUAUUAAAUCAUUUAUUAUUAUCAUUUCAAUCACCAAUAACAUUAAAAGUUUUAAAUUUUAAUUUUUUAUCAACAUUUAAAUUAAUAUCAAAAGAUUGGAAUGAAAAGAUAUUACCAUUUUUAAGACCAAUAUCAAUUACUUUGAUUGAUUUUAAUCAUCAUCAAUGUUUUUCUUUUUUAUCAGAUUUAAAUUUAAAUAGAAUUGAUUUAUUUUGUUUUAAAAAGAUUAAAAAAGAUCAACAACCAUUUAAUAUUAAUAAUGAAAUGAUAGAGUUUAAACAUUUAAAAAGAUUAUUUUUAGAUUUAAAUUGUUUUACUCUUUCCAAUCAUAGUAUCAUAUGUAAUUUGGAAGAAUUAAAAUUAAAAUUUAAACCACUUUCAAAUUGGAAUCAUCCCAUCGAUGAUCGAUUAUUUCAUUCAAUCUUUGAUUAUUUUGGUCAAUUGGUGUCAUUGGAUUUAUCUGAUAAUAGGUUGGGUCCUGAAUUAUUACAAGAUAAAUUAAUGAUAGUAUUUGGAAGCAAUGUUGAACAUUUAAAUUUGGCUGGUAAUAGUUUAGGUGGUGAAUUGAUUGAAAAGAUUGGUUUAAUACUGUCAACAAAUUGUACUUGUAAAUGGAUUAAUCUAUCAAGAAAUGAAAUUCAAUUAAAGAUUGGUCCAUUUUUAAAACAUUUGGAAAAGAAUAAUACAUUGGAAUAUUUGGAUAUUGGAGAGAAUUUUAUACAUCAUCAUGGUUAUUUUAUAUCAUACUAUUUGUAUUUUAAAAGCCAACAAAGACAGACAUGUUCACUCAAAACUUUAAUUGCAGGAUCGAAUAAUAUACCACCAGAUCAAAUCAUUCCAAUCAUUGUAGCAUCUGCUCAAUGUAAAUUAUCUCAUCUAUCAUUAAUUGAAACAAUGUCAAUUGAUUCGAGUUUAUUACCCAGUCUUGUAUAUGGUAAAGGAUGUUUUGAAGGUCUUGAAUCUUUAGAGUUAUCAAUGUGUACAUCUGGUAUUGAUGCAAUGGAUGAAUUAAUGAUUAAUCAUCUUGUUUCAAAUUUGACAUUCAAAUCUUUGGAUAUUUCAUUUUCACAACUUGAACCAAAUUUACAACCAAAGAUGGCAAAAAUAUUAAGUUUAAACAAAUCAAUCAAUCAUUUAAAUCUUGGUUAUUCAUUUUCAAAAGAUUCAAAUAAUAGUUUUGGAUGUAUAGAAUUUACAAAAGAAUUAAUAUUUAAUCAUUCAUUGGUUAGUUUGGAUUUAUCUGGUAAUGGUUUGGAACCAGAAGAUGGUGCAAUGAUUGGUGUUUGGUUGGAUAAUAAUAAAUCAUUGAUUGAAUUAAAGUUACAAGGAAAUAAUCUUGGUGGUGGUAAUGGCGGAAAAGGAAUCGGUAGAAUAUUUCAAUCUUUAAUAUUAAAUAAUUCAACCUUAAAAAGUUUAGAUUUAAAAUCAAAUAAUAUAUCAAAACUAGACUCUAAUCUAAUAUAUGAUUUGUUAACUCUAAAUACAUCUCUUUUGUGGUUAUCAAUGAAAUCAAAUGAUUUAGGAUUCGAUGAAAAACAAUCAAUUGAAUGGAUAAAUGGAAUAUCAAAAAAUAGAUCAUUAACCUAUUUAGAUUUAUCAAUUAAUAAUUUUGAUCAUUUCUUUCAACUCCUUUUAAUGCAAUCAAUUAAAGAUAAUAAUAAUAAUAAUAAUAAUAUUCUAUCAUCACUUUAUUUAAAUAAUAAUAUUAAUUUAAUUAAUCAAUUUAAUAAUAUUAAGCCUUCAACAAAUCAAAAGAAACAAUCUUCAUCAUCAUCAUCAUCAUCAUCAUCUUUAUCAAAAGUUUCAUUUAUACAUAAAUUUAUUAAAUUAAUUAAAUAA
Molecule: messenger RNA, 1869 nt
Organism: Cavenderia fasciculata
Lineage: Eukaryota; Evosea; Eumycetozoa; Acytosteliales; Cavenderiaceae
Exons: 1
Coding region: 1-1869 (622 amino acids)
Molecular function (GO): protein binding
Source: RefSeq, a predicted model, not a curated record